AUGAAUCCCAUCAGAACUUCCAGAGCAGGCAAAAGGUCCACAAGGUCAAGGUUAGGGUGUCGGACUUGCAACACAGGCCGUGCAUGUGACGGAUAUGGUGUCUGGGAUUCGAAACACCCACUUCCCUCUACAACUAAAAGUCCCUCUCAACACAUGAACCCCUCAUGCUCAGUCUCCCGAGACAGACAUACCCAGUUAUACUUCGAUUGGUUUGUAACCCGGGCGAGAAAGAAGAUCCCCGGCAUAUUUGCGUCUGAAUUUUGGGAUACGCUCGUUCUUCAGCACUCAGGAGAAUGCAGUCCUAUACUCACUAGUGGCAUUGGCCUCUGCCCACAAAUCGGGAAUGCUCUCGCCGGCAGGCAUGCCCGAAAACGAGAACUUCACAUUGCAGCACUACAACGCGGCCAUAUUUCAGUUCAACAUCACCUGGUUACCGGAAAUAAGGAAUCAAUUCGAAUCGUGACCAUCUCAUGUCUCAUCUUCAUCUGCCUCGAGUUCAUGCGCGGUAAUAUCAAGACAGGCGCUGACCACCUCCAGAACGGAUUGAACUUGCUGCCUCUACUCAACUCGCCGUCAUGCCUGGGGGACGGUGCUCUUGUGCUAAAGGCCCAUAAUGAGUCGAUAGAAGAUGUUGUCACGGAGGCAUUCCUCCGCUUGUGCGUCUAUUCAGCCAGGUUCCACCGAUUCCCUAGGAAUAUUUCCAUCGUAACUCAAGAUGACGCACUUAGCGGUCAAAGCCGAUCCUUUCCUACAUUAGCUGUAGCAAGGCUGCACCUCGAUGAACUGUUCAAUAGAAUACACCGACUUGAAGCAGAUGCUCGCCAGCUACAGGCCCUUCCCUGUUCAAUCACGACUACAAUGUUGCAAAAUCAGCGACGGAUCCAGAAAGACCUCGAUUGCUGGCUCAGCCUCUUCAAACACUCCUAUGAAGAUAUUGCCAAUAAUGAUUCAGAGGAGUCGCUGCCGCUUACACUUCUCCGGAUCCAUCAUGCUAUGGCAUAUGUAAUGGCUGGGACCUGUAUUGCCCCGAGCGAUGAACUCGCCUACGACCUGUUCAAGUCAAGUUUCGACUCCGUUGUCAGUCUUUCUGAUCAUAUCCUGGAGGCUGCUGCGUCAGUCAUGGCUGCAGAUAUCAUCUGCGGGGCCUGCACUGAGAAGUUCAGCUUCAGCGCCGAUAUGGGUAUAAUAUUACCUCUAUAUUACACAAUUCUAAAAUGCCGCUGCCCGGUGACUCGACGACGUGCUCUAAAGGUGCUUCUUCCUGUGUCGCACCAGGAGGGAAUAUGGAACGGGCCCUUGGCUGCAGCAAUUGCUUGCAGGGUCAUUCAAAUCGAGGAGGAGGGGUACUACGGAUGCUCCCCUAUUGAAGACCAUCCUUUAGAAAGUCUCAUAGAUGCCCCUAUUCCGACUUUACCUGAGUCACACAGGAUUAGCGGCGUUUUCAUAGACCCGCCCGAGAGCUCUACGGGGGACAUCAUAUGGGGUUAUAGGAGGGCACAAGAAAACGGACAAUUAGCAAUAUUGCAGGAGAGUGUCAAGGCAUUCAAAUAA
Messenger RNA from Fusarium fujikuroi IMI 58289, 1551 nucleotides. RefSeq lists its product as uncharacterized. Lineage: Eukaryota; Fungi; Ascomycota; Sordariomycetes; Hypocreales; Nectriaceae. The record is from RefSeq and is a predicted model, not a curated record.